AUGGUGUUGUCUAUUGACGUGUCAUACUUUGUGGCUUGCUCUCGAAUUUUUCGUGGUCAGAGCCCGCCCGCGGCCACGAGCAGGCUCUUUGGGAGCAGAAUCAAUGCCGAGGAUGACAUUAUGCCCAAAGUGACCUCUGAGAGCGCGAGCGGGCGUGGUUUGAUCAAUUUGAUGCUGUUUUCAAAAAUUUCGUUCUCGCUGUUGUUGAUGUUUUGGGCGGCUAGAACAGGACAUUUGUACUGCAGGAUCACGGGAACAACAGGGACUCACUCGGGAACGGAAGAACUAUGGUACAAGUCACGUGAUGAUAAGAUAAGACUGAGCAGGUAG
Colletotrichum truncatum is the source of this 330-nucleotide messenger RNA. RefSeq lists its product as uncharacterized. NCBI's taxonomy places the organism in Eukaryota, Fungi, Ascomycota, Sordariomycetes, Glomerellales, Glomerellaceae. The record is from RefSeq and is a predicted model, not a curated record.